This is a messenger RNA of Ilyonectria robusta, 423 nucleotides long. RefSeq names its product glutathione S-transferase. The transcript has 3 exons. The record is from RefSeq and is a predicted model, not a curated record. NCBI's taxonomy places the organism in Eukaryota, Fungi, Ascomycota, Sordariomycetes, Hypocreales, Nectriaceae. The annotation marks the transcript as partial.
CUUGUAGAGCUGUAUGAUAAGGAUGGCAAGUUGGCAGUCGAAGAUACCAACGAGAAGUGGCGUUUAAAGCAAUAUCUACACUUCCAAAUGUCUGGACAGGGCCCAUACUUUGGUCAAGCCGUGUGGUUCCAUCGCUGUCCCGAUGACAUUCCGAUCGGAAAACAGCGGUACCUUGAGCAAACCGUCCGAGUGUUUGAAGUGCUAGACAAUAUCCUCAAGGGGAAAGAUUAUCUUACAGGGAAUAAAUGCACGUAUGCCGAUCUAUCCUUUGUCCCAUGGAACAGAGUUGCCUUACUUGCUCCAUUUUUCAGCAGCAUUCUGUGGGAUAAAUACGACAUUAAGCAAAAGUACCCUAACUUCUUGGCGUGGCAUGAGCGAUUAAACUCUCGACCUGCUGUAAAGAAAGUGUACGCAGAAGUUUAA